AUGGGGGCCGGACUGCUGCUGGGGCCGCUGCUGGGGCGGUCGCGUCACUGCUUGGGGCCGACACCGCCGUGGGGAGAGGGGACAGGGGGCCGCAGCGUCCGGGCCUGUAGCUCCGCGUCCGCCCCGGACGGCCUCGAGGGCCCGGCGCGCCAGCGGUCUUACUGGCGCUACGUGCGGCGCCUGGUGCGGGGAGCGCCCGAGCCGCCGUACCCGCGCGUGUGUCAGGUCGGGGACCCGGCGCUGCGGGCCGUGGCGGCCCCGGUGGAGCCCGCGCAAAUGGCGGGGCCCGAGCUGCAGCGGCUGGUGCAGCGGCUGGUGCAAGUGAUGCGACGCCGGCGCUGCGUAGGCCUGAGCGCUCCGCAGCUCGGGGUGCCGCUACAGGUGUUGGCCCUGGAGUUCCCCGAGGCACUCUUCCGCGCCUGCGCGCCGCGCCUGCGCGAGGCCCGCCAGAUGGAGCCCUUCCCUUUGCGCGUGUUCGUGAACCCCAGCCUGCGGGUGCUGGACAGCCGCCUGGUCACCUUCCCUGAGGGCUGCGAGAGCGUCGUCGGCUUCCUGGCCUGCGUGCCCCGCUUCCAGGCCGUACAGAUCUCAGGGCUGGACCCCAGAGGGGAGCAGGUGGUGUGGCAGGCGAGUGGAUGGGCAGCCCGUAUCAUCCAGCAUGAGAUGGACCAUUUGCAGGGCUGCCUGUUCAUCGACAAAAUGGACAGCAAGACAUUUACAAACAUCCACUGGAUGGAGGUGAAUGAUUAGUUUUCCUGCUGCACCUGAGUAUUCUGGAAACCAAAACACAAACACCUGGGCUCUGAGCUGGGACUGGCUUGCUUGACGGCAACUUGAUAUUGGCUUGGCUCUGACAGAAAACAAUGGAUUGCCAAACCAAACUGGAGAAAUAUGUUCAAAAUGUUUGCCCUGAAACCGGCCAUGGACAAAAUACUGCCUCCAACUUGAGAAGAAAAUAAAUUUCUCCAAAGAG
Messenger RNA from Puma concolor (puma), 973 nucleotides. The record is from RefSeq and is a predicted model, not a curated record. Lineage: Eukaryota; Metazoa; Chordata; Mammalia; Carnivora; Felidae.